Temnothorax curvispinosus is the source of this 3434-nucleotide messenger RNA. It is a transcript of the gene Rab27, whose product is annotated as ras-related protein Rab-27A. Gene Ontology annotation, cellular component: melanosome; secretory granule. The transcript has 5 exons. Lineage: Eukaryota; Metazoa; Arthropoda; Insecta; Hymenoptera; Formicidae. Gene Ontology annotation, biological process: positive regulation of exocytosis; melanosome transport. Gene Ontology annotation, molecular function: GTP binding; GTPase activity. The record is from RefSeq and is a predicted model, not a curated record. The coding region runs from base 419 to 1045 and encodes 208 amino acids.
AUGUACAGGGGGUUUCGACGGUCCCGGCCCAGGAUGUAACACUUGUGGCAGCCCUGCAACGGCCGUCGGCGCCAUUUCUUUCCGCGUGGACCUGCUUGUCGUCUGCCGUCACCCGUCACGCCUUUAACACGCGUCAGGUCAAGUCGCGUGGAGAGUGGAGACACGGGCGCGAGUGAUUGAGUUCUCGGACGACGAUCGGCCGGUCCGCUCGGCGCAGCUCGGCGGCGUGCCGCGUUAACCUUUAACGCGGAUUACCUUUCGAAAGUGGCACACGUAGGCAACAGGUGUCCACGUUGACCGCCGCGCGCUCCCGACGGUUGACAGCACGACAGACGACAAGUCGGCGACGGCAGACGCGCGAUCGCCCCGGCUGGACAAUCUUCUCCGGGACAUCCUCGACUGAGGCGCUUGCGACAAAAUGAAUUACGACUACCUGGUGAAGUUCCUGGCGCUCGGCAACUCCGGGGUCGGCAAGACGAGCUUCCUCUAUCAGUACACCGACGGCACGUUCAACUCCAGAUUCAUUUCCACCGUUGGAAUCGACUUCAAGGAGAAACGAGUGAUAUAUCAAACGGCAAAUGGCAGAACCCAACGAGUGCACUUGCAGCUCUGGGACACGGCCGGUCAAGAAAGGUUCAGAAGUCUAACCACAGCCUUUUACCGGGAUUCCAUGGGUUUCCUACUAAUUUUUGACCUGACCAAUGAAUCAUCGUUUCUCGAAGUUAGAAACUGGCUGGAGCAGCUUAGGACACACGCAUAUUGUGAUGAUCCAGACAUAAUUCUCUGUGGCAAUAAAUGCGAUCUUGAGGAUAAACGCGUCAUCAGCGAACACAAAGCGCGGGAUCUUGCAGAAAGACACGGCUUGGUUUACCUGGAGACAAGUGCUGCAACCGGGCAGAAUAUCGAGCGUGCCGUAGAAAUUUUAUUGGACCGCGUAAUGCGCAGAAUGGAGGCUACGGUGGAUAAGUCGCCGUUACCACAUCAAAAAGUUCUAAGAUGUCACGAGCGCGAUACUCCACCACCCAGGAGUUCCUGUUACUGCUGACAGUGCCGGUACAUGUAGUUAUCCAAACUACAUUCUGUCUGUCGAAAUCAAAAGAAAGAGCGUAUUACGAAACUGGCGUCUUCAAUGUGUGAAGCAAAUGUCAAUCUCGUCAUAAACUCUUUCAAUUAGCAUGUUCGUUGCAAGAUCAGAACAUCGGAGGGUAAUUCCGUUCAUUAAUUUUGCGUUUACCAUCUGUCUCAUACGUUUGUAAGAAAGUUUAAAUGGAAUAAGUAAUAAUUGAAAGGGAAAGAAUCGACUAAAGGAAAAUUUUUAAAUGAAAAUGAUAAAGAAGUAUUUAAUUUAAUUAUUUAAUUGACAAUAAUCCACAUCUCAGUAUUAUAUGAAUCUCAUUAUGAGUAAUAUCUACAAGAAAGUACAGUAAUAAAAUGUUCUAUUAUUUUAUGUCAUUUAUAUACUAGACUAGUUAAAUUGUCUCAAUUGCAAUAUAUUUUACAGCUCUGCCUAAUAUUGGCUCAGGUUAGGUUAAUAUUUCAAGUUUAAUAUUUCAGCUUGUUUUGACUCUGAAAUUUUGCAUGUAUUUUAGUAAUAACAGCGCGACGAACAUGUUAAGAGUAAGCUUAAUAUAUAUUUCUAUAUAAUAACGAUAAAUAUAUUUCUACAACAUGGCUAUCCCGCGAGUUUUACGGGAAAAUAUAUAUUGACAUCCAUUCUUGUUAUUCUGCACAUAUUAAAUGUCUUCCAUCGUCGCUUAUUAUCGAGUAAAAACAUCACUUCAAUGCAUCUGCCAAUGAACUCUCGAUUAUAUACAAUAAUAACGUUGAAUACUGUCUUCUGCGGACAACUCUCUAUUGUUUUCUUUAACGAGCUACCUUGCCUUAUAAAAUUCUUUUUAUACAGCUAUCGUCUUCCAAUGUUGCUUGUUCUCGAGUGACGAUGUUCACCGAAUUAUAACGUCACUUAAAAGUGUCUUUUACCCUGCGAUAAACUGCUGACCUUUUCUAUCACUAUUAUUAUACGCACAAGGUGUUCAAUAAGUCAAUCUUUUCUUACUUGCUAACAGUGUGAUAUGCGAUUUAUAUCGCAACAGAAAUUUUGGAAGUUAAAGUGAAUCACUUUUGACUGUAUGUAACAUAUUUUUGAUGACGUUAUUAUACUCGUAUAAUCAAUCAGAAUUGAUAUAUAUUUAGUCGUAAGCGAUUAAUAUAUUGAGCAUAACUGGGAUAUCAUAUAACGCGCGUAUACCGGCAAACUAAUCUCUUGUGAUAUUUAUAUGAAUAAAACUAUAAGUCAUUGUGUUGUGAAUAAUCUUUAAUGCCUCAGUAUACUAUACGAAACAAAUGCUACUAAUGUUAAAAGAGAGUUAUGAGAUGAGAGAAUAUUUAGUAAUUGUAAGUAUUAUACGAAUUAUAUACAUAUAUAAAUGUAUACUAUGCAUAUACUAUAAUUAUAAUGAGAUAAAAUUACACACAAAAGGUGUAAUUACAAAAUUACAAGUAAUACUACGAGCAAAAGUAUAAGUUUUUUGAGAAUUAACUAAAAAUGGAAAAUUAACUUUGACAUAUAAGUCUCAACAAUGCAAAUAGAUAAUCACUUAAUUUUAAUCAAAUUUUUAUUUAAGAUGAUUAAGAAUCCAAUUUAAGAUUAUAAAUCUCUAACUGAAAAUGAAAAAGUAUAGCAAUUGAUUGUUCUUCACAAAAUUCUUUCAUAAUUUUCGCUCAAAAAGUAUUAAAAUCAAAUUUUUUAUAAAACUUGAAAGAGCGUUCGAUGUUUGUAGAAACCCUCUACAUUUAACAAAUGUUAUCAUGAAAAAUUAUGUAUUUUUAUUAUGUCAUUAAUUGUGACUUAGCGCUUUCAAUUGCUUUACUUUACGAGAUGAGCUGCUGAGAGCGUAAAUAAGCAGGUGAGCUUAUAGAAUUAUGCGUGCUAUGGAGAGGGUAUAAUCAAUCUUAACUGUGCAGUUUAUAUACGAAGUUUCCACUCAUCUCGCUAUCUUGAGAAAUAUUAAUACCAAAUUGAGCACAGGCUAAUUGAAAAUUUCGUAUUAAUAUUUUGAUAACGUAAAUAGCGAAAAGAAAUUUUGGAUAAUUAUAUCAGGGAUCCUAACAAUCAUGCUAAAUAAUAAAUUCUUGAAAAAAAAAAAAAAUGAAUACAAAAGUGAUAUAUUAGUGAUAACAAUAUUACUGAAUGUUGAAUGUAUUUUUAAAUCAUAUAAAUAUAUAUAUUAAACUAACUGCGAGUUGCAAAUGUUGUACAGUUACGUUUCAUUCGUUAAAGAUGCUACUUUAAACGAUACAAAAUUUAGAAUUAAGACAAGUGCGUUGAAAAUGCCAACGCGUAUUCAUGUCGUAGGUAAUUGUUGAAUGAAAAGAAAUGUUAUCAGAGUAUCAUGUACGGUUGAAUAAAAAUCGAUAUCACACACACACACAAA